Messenger RNA from Cygnus atratus (black swan), 2931 nucleotides. It is a transcript of the gene LCTL, whose product is annotated as lactase like. Gene Ontology annotation, biological process: carbohydrate metabolic process. NCBI's taxonomy places the organism in Eukaryota, Metazoa, Chordata, Aves, Anseriformes, Anatidae. Bases 111 to 1481 code for a protein of 456 amino acids. The record is from RefSeq and is a predicted model, not a curated record. Gene Ontology annotation, molecular function: beta-glucosidase activity. The transcript has 12 exons.
GAAUAAUCCCAGCUCCUUCUAUUACAGCACUUUUCCAACAGGAUGACAUUCAGUUACUGAAGGAGCUUAAAGUUAAUCACUAUCUACUCUCUAUCUCGUGGCCUCGGAUUAUGCCCACUGGCAUCAAAACAGAACUGAACAAGAAAGGAAUACAGUUCUACAAUGACACCAUCAAUAGUCUUCUGGAAAGCAGCAUUAUCCCCAUCGUGAACCUCUACCACUGGGAUCUUCCACAGGUUCUCCAAGAAAAGUAUGGUGGCUGGCAAAAUAUAAGCAUGAUAAAUUAUUUUAAUGAUUAUGCCAACCUAUGCUUUGAGAAGUUUGGUGACCGUGUGAAACACUGGAUUACUUUUAGUAAUCCAUUGGCAGUUGCCGAAAAAGGUUAUGAAACAGGAGAGCAUGCACCAGGACUGAAGCUCAGUGGAUGUGGAGCGUACAAAGCAGCGCACCAUAUAAUUAAAACUCAUGCAAAGGUAUGGCACUCUUACAAUAGCACGUGGCGUAGUGAGCAGCAAGAAUUGUCAUUUUGUUUUCAAGGUAUGGUUGGAAUUUCCCUAACUAGUGGCUGGGGUGAACCCAUUGAUCCUCACAGCCAAGCAGACAUAGAUGCAGCUGAAAGAUACAUGCAGUUUCAUUCGGGAUGGUUUGCAAACCCAAUUUACAGAGGAGACUAUCCAGAAGUGAUGAAGAAUUAUGUAGGUAGGAGGAGUGCCCAGCAGGGCCUGGGGACAUCAAGGUUACCGACUUUCUCAGUGCAAGAGAAAAGCUAUAUUAAAGGCACAGCGGAUUUCCUGGGAAUAGGCCAUUUCACUACACGGUAUGUUACACAGAAGAGCUUUCCACUUCUACAAGUGUCCAGUUACCGCACCGACCAGGAUCUGGCAGAACUGGUGGACCCAAAACGGCCAGCGCCAGGCUCAAAGUGGCUAUACUCUGUGCCUUGCGGAUUCAGAAGAUUGCUCAACUUCAUUAAGACACAGUAUGGGAACCCUCUGGUUUAUGUGACAGAGAAUGGAGUUUCAGAAAAGGUACAGUGCACUCAACUGUGUGAUGAAUGGCGGAUAGAGUAUCUGAAAGGAUAUAUUAAUGAAAUACUAAAAGCUCUAAAUGAUGGUGUUAAUGUAAGAGGUUAUACUGCCUGGUCUCUGUUGGAUAAGUUUGAAUGGAACAAAGGUUUCUCUGAAAGAUUUGGAUUUUAUCACAUUGAUUUCAAGAACAAGAACAAACCACGAUACCCAAAAGCAUCUGUUAACUACUAUAAAAAUAUUAUUAGUGCAAAUGGACUCCCAAAUCCAACAGAGGUGGAAAACUGGCAUCAAAAGGCCAUGGACACUUGUUCUAUCACACACCAGCUCCUUGAUGCAGAUUCCUUGUUUACUCAUAUGGAAAUGGUGACAGAGAUCGUUCUUCCUACAAUUUUCACACUCUGCAUACUCAUCAGUAUUGUCCUACUACUCUUCUUCCUUCAAAAUCAAAGCUAAAAUUGCACACUUGGACACAUCUUCAUUUUGCAUAAUACAAUGCAACUGUUUCAUUAUAUUGUUUAAAUCUUACCACAAAUGCCUCUUUUUGUACCAUUGUAAAGGUGAAGGAAUAUUACUUUACCUGCCCACAUAGCACUGCUUCUAAUUUUUUCUACUUAAUUCUCAAAACAAUUUAGAAAUUUUAUAAAAACCCGAAGUACAUCUUUUUUUCUGCAUUAUUUUCUACACAUUUUAAGUAGCAGAUUUUGUUUCUUGUUAUUUUGGAAACUAUUAUAUAUUUUGUUCACCAGAACAAUAGUUAGCUAAGUGUAAAGCAGCUCUAAACUUGUCAGUACAAAUUUCAAGUGAUUAAAAAAUAUUUUAUUUUUAAUAUUUUAUUUAUUAAAAACUAUUCUGUUUUCAAUCUGCUCAUCAUUACACUUUUAAUUAUCAUGUAGCUGCUAUUUGAAAAGAGAUAAACACAACUGUAAAAUGGAAGGGGACUUAACUAUUCCAAUAGCACUGCUUAAAUAUUAAACUCUUAUUUCAUGUCUAAACGUUAGGAUAAUAUAUGCCUUACUAUUUAGGUGUGGAAUAGAAUUAGUUGAAGUGAUUUAUCAAAGAUAAUUGCUGUGUCAGAUUUAAAUUACAGAAUCUUUUUUUUUUUUAAAUAGGGAACUAGGUUUACCUCAUACAACAAUAUAUUUUAUUGCACACACAAGUAUGUAACAUAAGUAAUCCAAGCCACUUCCAGAAUAUAAUUUUCCACUACAAAUUCACUCAAGUAGGUACAAGUUAAAUACAUGAUUACACAAAAAAAAUAGUUCCAGAUUAUGGCCAGCUGGCUACAUUUGUCUUUGGCAUUGUGCUUGAAAUCACUCCUCUAAAGCAAACCAAUAAACCAGUUUCCAACUUAGCUCUCAAUACAGCUUCAACACUGCUGUACGUAUACUGAACACAGCAGCAGCGCAUAUAUACAAAAAUUCUUAGCUUCUAUUCAAAGGCAUUAACUAUUAAAUUGAUAGUUAUUCUUUUAAGAUGCAAUAAACUAAAGAAAGGAGUAAGAAAUAAAAAUAAAAAAUAAUAUUUACUGAGGAGAAACGAGAAAUGGUAGAUGCUUCAGUUUUUAAAUGCAUGAAUAAGAAGGUUUUUCUUAUUCUUACUUAUCAAUAGUGAAGAGUUUUUUAAGCAAAUACUUCCCUCUCAAAUUAAUCAGCAUAGACUAUAUAGUUGGUUAUACUACCAAAAGGUUACAUACAGUAUCUUAUUAAUGUACGACCAUAUGUAACUGUCAGUAAUUAAUCCCAACACAUUUAAGUGAUUAUGCUUAUCCAGCUAUACUGAAUAAUUCUGAAGAAAGUAAUGUAAAAGUAUAUAUGACACCAUCUAAAGUAAUUCACUCUGCAUUAAGGGAAAAACUGAAUAUGAGCAGCAGAAAUAAGUAUAUCCAAGAAUACUGCAAAGUAUA